Molecule: messenger RNA, 1632 nt
Organism: Sitodiplosis mosellana (orange wheat blossom midge)
Lineage: Eukaryota; Metazoa; Arthropoda; Insecta; Diptera; Cecidomyiidae
Product: protein yellow
Exons: 5
Coding region: 237-1538 (433 amino acids)
Cellular component (GO): extracellular region
Source: RefSeq, a predicted model, not a curated record
GCUUCAACUCCUACCACGCGACGAUGCGUGCAAGCGAAAGUGAAUUGAAAAAUUGUGGCCUCAAUCAUUGGUAACGAGUAAAAAUUCGCAUCAGAUAAGAACUGAUCGUUGUGCUGAUCGGUUGGCUUAAACUCUAUUACACUCAGUUGCUCACACAAUAACACCGUCCAGUUUAAAGUUGAUUGUUUUGUUACAAUUUAAAAUUCCUAGUUUUAGUUGAGUUUGUUUUAGCUACAAUGAAAUGCAUACGGUUCUUAUUGAUAUUGACGUUUGUGCUGUGCAUACAAAAUGGUUUUUCUGCCAAAUUGGAAGAGAGAUUCCAUUGGAAAGAGGUUUCGUAUGCAUGGCCAUCCGAUGCAGCCAAGGAGGAAGCGAUAAAAAGUGGACGUUAUCAAUCGGAAAACAAUUUACCGCUGGGACUUGAAGUGUGGAAGAGCAAGCUGUUUAUCACCGUUCCCAGAUGGAAGUCUGGCGUUGCUUCGUCGUUGAAUUAUGUGGAUAUCGAGAGUAAAGAGUCGAGCCCAGCAUUAAUUCCAUAUCCCAGUUGGGAAGUAAAUUCACUGGAUUCGGAUGGUACUGUCACGACCGCAGAAACAACGGGCGGCCGUACGAAUGCACCAAAGGCUACAGUGGUCGAUGGCCAAUUGGCCGAUAAUUCAUCAAUUAUUUCCACAUUUCGGAUUCGCGUUGAUGAAUGCGAUCGCUUGUGGGUAAUGGACACUGGAUUGGCCGAUAUUCUGGGUAACCCAAAACAAAUUGCACAACCCGCUUUAGUCAUUUUCGAUUUAAACACCAAUAAACUAAUCAAGCGCUACACGAUACCACCUGCGCAUAUCAAAGAUGACACCUUUUUCGCGAACGUGAUGGUUGAUGCGCCAAAGAAUGGAUGCGAAGAUGCAUUUGCCUAUAUUCCGGAUUUGGGCGCUUAUGGUACGGUUGUUUACUCAUACAAAGCGGACAAAUCGUGGAGAGUGAGACACAAUUUCUUCUAUUUCGAUCCGGUCAACGGUGACUACAACGUUGGUGGCGUUAAUUUCCAAUGGACUGACGGUGUAUUUUCAAUGGCCCUGGGCGAACAAACAGAACAAGGCACACGAACCGUGUAUUUCCACGCCUUAUCGAGUACAAAAGAAUUCUCCGUACCAAAUUAUGUCUUACAGAAUAAAACGCGUGCAUUGAGCUCCGAAUCAUAUUAUGACUAUAGUUUCAUCGGUGACCGAGGACCGAAUGGCCAAUCGACGGCCGAAUUUUUCGAUGAAAAAACCAAAACGUUAAUUUACACACAGGUCAAUAAAGAUGGUAUCGGAUGCUGGAACACAAGCAAACCGUAUACACCAGAUACACAGGGAAUUAUCGAUAGCGAUUCGGAUGCUUUAGUUUUUCCAAACGAUUUAAAAAUCGAUCGGAAUGGAAACGUAUGGGUCUUAUCGGAUCGACUCCCAGUAUUUAUUUAUAAAAAAUUGAACCCGAACGAAUUCAACUAUCGCAUUUUAACGGGAAAAGUUAGCGAACUUAUUUUAGGCACACCCUGUGAAUGAUACAAUACUCAAAAGCUUUGAAUCACACACUUGAUUACAUUAAAUGAGGGGUUUGGAGCGAAAAUUUCAUACAGAAAAGUUGAGAGGAAAAAUG